Messenger RNA from Cylicocyclus nassatus, 789 nucleotides. Lineage: Eukaryota; Metazoa; Nematoda; Chromadorea; Rhabditida; Strongylidae. The record is from the annotation of a GenBank genome assembly.
AUGGAACCCAGUACUUCGCCCAAUGUCAGCCUAUCCACUAACAAGCCGGCCAGAGUUCACUCCUUAUCUACUUCAACAAAGCCAGAAGUACCUAGUGCCCCGCCAGACGAACCUAGCACUUCACCCUGUUCUUCCCUGCCCACUUACGAACAGGCCAGAGUGCACUCCUUAUCUGCACUAUCAGCAAAGCCAGAAGUACCUAGUGCCCCUCCAGAAUACGAAGAGGUUGACACAACAAUCAGCCGGCGAAUAAUCCAAACAACAUUUCCUGAACCAUCAACAACGAUAAUGGAGCAGCCAACACCUAUCCACUGUGCGAGUAGUUGCAAUGUUUCAUGCAGUCAUAGUCACAACGAGGAACCUAGCACUUCGCUCGAAUUUCCUCUUCCCGCUUAUGAAGAGGCCAGAGUUCACUCGUUAUCUAUAGCAUCAGCAAAGCCAGAAGUACCUAGUGCCCCUCCAGAAUACGAGGAAGUUGAUACCACAGUCAGCGGACGAAUAGUCCAAACAACUCAGAGCUUUCUUAACCAAAACAGGCUUGAUAUGUUUCACGAUCAGACAGCGCAUAAAAUUCAAACAACGUUACCCAAACCAUCAACAACGAUAAUAGAGCAACCAACACCCAUCCCUUGUGCGAGUAGUUGCAAUGUUUCGUGCCACCAUGGUCACAACGAUAUAUGCCGCAGGUGCAAACAAAAAGAAGACGAAGAAACUGCCGAGUUAUGCAUAAACCUUUGCGUAUGCAUUUUUGGAAUUUGUGCUCUAGCUCUUAGCUCUAGCAAGUCCUAA